AAGUUGUUGGGCGCUGGGCCGGCGGCGGGAGGGCGAGCGGGCGGGCGGCGGGCCGGCGGGUGGAGUGGGGCCGGGGCUCGAGAAGUUUGCACGGCGGCUUCAGAGCGCCGGGUGCGGGCCCCGCCGGCCGUGCGCGCCCGCUGCCAUGGCUUUCCGCCGGAGGACGAAAAGUUACCCGCUCUUCAGCCAGGAGUUCGUCAUCCACAACCAUGCGGACAUCGGCUUCUGCCUGGUGCUCUGCGUCCUCAUCGGGCUUAUGUUCGAGGUCACCGCCAAGACUGCCUUCCUAUUUAUCUUACCUCAGUACAAUGUUAGCAUGCCUACGGCAGACGGCGAGACGGUGCACUACCACUACGGCCCGAAAGACCUGGUCACUGUCUUGUUCUACAUCUUCAUUGCCAUCAUCCUGCACGCCGUGGUGCAGGAGUACAUACUAGACAAAAUCAGCAAACGGCUUCAUCUCUCCAAAGUCAAGCACAGCAAAUUCAACGAGUCUGGGCAGUUGGUGGUCUUUCAUCUCAGCUCGGUGAUCUGGUGCUUCUACGUGGUGGUGACGGAAGGGUACUUAACAAACCCGAGGAGCCUCUGGGAAGACUACCCACACGUGUACCUCCCCUUCCAGGUGAAGUUCUUCUACCUGUGCCAGCUGGCCUACUGGCUGCACGCACUUCCCGAGCUGUACUUCCAGAAGGUACGGAAGGAGGAGAUCCCGCGGCAGCUCCAGUACAUCUGUCUGUACCUGAUCCACAUCGCAGGCGCGUACCUCUUAAACCUGAGCCGCCUGGGCCUCAUCCUGCUCCUGCUGCAGUACUCCACGGAGUUCCUCUUCCACACGGCCCGGCUCUGCCACUUCGCGGACGAGAACAACGAGAAGCUGUUCAACGCCUGGGCGGCCGUAUUUGGAGUCACCCGCCUCUUCAUCCUCACCCUGGCUGUGCUGGCCAUCGGCUUCGGCCUCGCUCGCAUGGAAAACCAGGCCUUUGACCCCGAGAAGGGGAACUUCAACACGUUACUCUGCAGGCUGUGCGUGCUGCUGCUGGUGUGUGCCGCCCAGGCCUGGCUCAUGUGGCGCUUCAUCCACUCGCAGCUGCGGCACUGGCGCGAGUACUGGAGUGAGCAGAGCGCCAAGCGCAGGGUGCCCGCCGCCCCCAGGCUGGCGGCCAGGCUCAUCAAGAGGGAGUCGGGUUACCACGAAAAUGGGGUGGUGAAAGCCGAGAAUGGAACCUCCACACGGACUAAGAAACUGAAGUCUCCUUAAGGCCAAAGCGCUGAGAACAGGAAUCCUCUCGUGGGGGCCAGCAGGGAGCCCCCCCACCUGCCUUCCUGCUCCAGAUGCCCCGCCUCAAAACAGCACAAUCCCGUCUUCACACAGGGCCUUUUCCUCUUUCUCACGUCUCGGUUGUCUUUUCUUCCUUCUCCGUGAACUGUUCUCAAUAAAACCAAAAAUCUCCCUCUCUCCCUUCCUCCGGCCACCUCACCUCCUCCCCUCUGUCCUGGGUGGGUUUUGCUAGAAGCCCAGGCUCUUCUCACGGUUCCUUUCCUGUUGCCCUCUUCUUUCCUUUAUGGCUUGUUUCUCUUUUUACUCGUUAGUGUACCUUAUUGUACAAUUUCUCCGUGUCUGAUUUUUUACAACGAGAGGAGGCUAAGCCUGCAGUGCUUGCCAUCCAACACCCAGUCCCUGGGACUUGAGUCGGCCACCCCGUGCCAUGGAGCCUCCGCCAGGCCGGCAGCAGUGAUCUCUGUGUGGAUGGGCAGCAGGAGAGACCGGCCCUCUUGGAUCAUCAUCUCCUAGGUGCUGAUGAACUGACGAGAUGUAUGAUUCCGGUUCUGCACGUGCCAUCUUGAGCCUCCCCCCGGCCCCGGGGGCCCCUUCUAGUCCUAAGUGCCAAGGCGUUUGGCUUUGGGACGUGACUACUCACUCGUUCCAGAAGGAUGGUGGUGCAUCGGCAGCCACCCCUGCUCUCUGUCGGGGACCUGCUAGAGGACGACGAGUCGUCCCACUCUACAGCAAGAUCAACGUCACCUGUGCGGCGGGCGCCUCCAGAGAGAGAACGCGGCAGAAAUGAUGGCGUCGACCUGGCCUUCUGUGGCACGUCAGCUGCACUGCGCUUCUCAUCAUUCACCAGCAACCAAACCAAACAGCAGUUAACAAACCAGCCCAGUGGGGGACGCGCCGGUUCUAAACCCAGCAGCCCUGCCUGUUGGGGGCUGGCCUUGCCCCUGACUUCAUCUCUCUCGCUGCAGGAACACUAAGCUCCCCGCUGACCCCUGGUGCCCCAGCAAGGGUCACCUAGGCCCCUCAACCUCGAGCCUCACUUGCUGACUGUCCUAUGGAGUUGUUGUCAUCAUCUGCUGCUGUUUGCUGAGCAUGCCCACAGCAUUUUAGAUGGUGUGAACCCAGGCUGACUCAGAAUCGCUCUGCUGGUUAGGUGGGCAGACCUAGCCUUGUUGACGGGAGUCUUUUUGCACCUUCCCCCCAUGUGUUCUCCCCCAACCCCCCAGAGACAAGGCUUCCAGGCCUCACGGUGCCUUGAGAGGACUCCAGCAGGGAGCAAGGCUCUCAGGAGGAGACCUGAGUGCCAAGUGGAGCUGGUGAGAGCAGGCAUGUUAGUGCCAUUUGAGAGGCUGGUCUUCUUUCUGACAUCAGAGUAGAAAGCAAACUUUGGGUUAUUACCCAGCAGGGGAGAAAUGGGUCUCUUCAUCAAGGCAGCUUCUUUCUCCAGGUCACUUGCCCCAGAGAGAAGUUUUAAUCUCCCAGUGCCUGGGAUUUGCUUCCUGACAGUCUGGUAGACCCUCGCUUCUCUGUCACCAUGAGGCCCUGGAGAGGGGAAGGGGUUCUCUUGAUUACCAUUAGGAGAGGGACAAUGCUUGUGAAAAUGCAAAUUCCUCCCAUCUUUUCCUUCUCCUUCCCUGACACUUACCUGGGCUGCAAGGCAGAAUGCUAGUGAAAGGGUGGCUUGUACCAACCCAGCGGACCCAGUCUAGAAAGCCCUCAGCCAUUCAAAUAGUCCCCCUCCCCGUUCGCAGCUGUAGCCAAGUUUGUGCUCCUACCUUGCCCAGGGAUGCUGUGUAUGUAGCCCGGGUCAGCCUGCAGCCUCCUCAGCCUGCCCGCCAGCCUUGCACCCGGCCCAGUCCUCUCUAGGCUGUGUCCUUGACAGUGACCCCCGGAGGCCACCCCCCAUGCUGGGGAGCCCUGCAGCCUCAUGCCUUCUCCCUGGGCCAGGGAGGAGGGAGCCGCAGCUGAGGCACUGCCCAGGGCAGCGUCCCUUCUCGGGUACCAAGGUGAUCGCUGACAACACAGGUGUUUGGCGUGCCUGUGGUCUCCUCGGUUCCAAGUGCUUCACGGUGGUACCACCAGCCCGGGGCCGGGCCGACUCUCUCUGCGACCUAAACAAUGGGGUCGGUCGGUUCCCCGAUGAGAGUUGGGGAAAUCUUCCCCGCCACGUGAGGCCCCUGAGAACAUUGUGGGAGGCUAGUGUCCUACCCGCCAGCUUCAGGAGUGAUUUGAGGGGAGGCUGAGAGGGUAACUGUAGGUGCCUGUCACCCCGGGCGUGCCUGGCACAUUUGCUUCAGAGCAGAACCAAGCCUGUGGCAGGUUGGCUCACAGUGUGUGGCCAGGGGCCGACAGAUCUCAGUUCCGCUUGGUCCUGAGAACUUGGGCUUCCUCGUCUUGGUUUGGCCAUUCUGGCUAUGUUCUUCAGUCUCAAAUCCUCUGUGAUGGCCCGGCCAGACGCCCCCAAGUUUGAGAGGCUGCUUAGCACCAUCUGCCAGGAGCCAAGCAGACGCUUAUCUACCUCAGCAGCCCCGCCCCACGCCAGCAUCGCUGGCUGGCACAUGUGGGGGCACCUGGUGGCGUGGGAGAGGAGGCCCUGGGGUGGCGAUCCUAACCCUCCCUGGAGGCUCCAUGAUGCGAAGUUGUUUUCUCGCUCCAGGUUCUGAUAACUGCAUAUUAUUCCUAGGUUAUAGGUGCCCCUUCUGAAGGCAGGGCAGUUCUUGGGGUCCCAGGAGCAGGCUGAGCUGGGCCUGGUCAGUCCUAGCCCUAGACCUGCAUCCUUUCCCAAUGAGGACCUCUCCCAUUUCUGUCCCAAGUGGAGCUACCACACUUCAGAAACCAGACUAGAUCCCUGCCCUGGCUGCCUCUGCAGAGGCUGCCAUUGACUGGAAAGCCCUGGAGCUGGGCCGGGUGUUCGGGGAUGCGCGUGGCUGGGUUGCUUUGGGGACCUUCUUUCUCGUUGCCUUUGACUAUUUCCUUGGUGCUGAGUAGGAGGUACGGGCAGGGUGUGUGCCCCCCUUCCGGGUUCCACCACAGAAAAUUCUGUUCCCUGGGUUGCUUUUCAAGUUCGAGGUGGCUGCUCCCCGCAGCCUUUUGGGUUCCAUCCUGGGCUUCGGCCUCCCUGUUGGUUUGUCCUAGGCCUGGGGGCCAAGAAGGCUGGGAGGUCUGCACGUGACUCAGGCCCCUGCAGGGGCCUCCGUGUCCCAGUGAACAGACCCCCUUUCCUGAGGGUCAGGGCCUGACUCCCGUGGAGUGUGGGCCGUAGGCUUGUGAGUCAGGACCGCUGAGUGGUCUUUCUCUCCCCACUGCCAUCCUAGCUCACAGCCCUCUCCUCAGGAGGGCUUAUGCACAACUGGACAACUGAACUAUUGACGGAUCACUUGGGGCCUAAGUCGCGUCUCUCCCCAGGUAUGGCUGGCUCAGCGAGGAGCCUUCACCAGCUUCUCUCUCAGUUCUUGCGUGAGUAGUGAUUCCUUUCAGAAGGCUGUGAAAGACCACAGGUCCCCCAGCCGCCUGCCUUUACCAGCUCAUUCUUUUAUGGAGGUCCCCAGAAAGCAUGGGGGCGCUGGCUCUGCGAGGCCUCUUUCUGCCCUGAGCUGAUCCUGUAUCUUCUUGUCAGAAGUGCCUUACUUGCCGGGGUCUCCUGGCCUCCACCUGCACUGUGUGGCCAGCCCCCAGCCCCAGUACAGCUACGUGGAAAAGGGACGCGGACUGUGACAGCUUCCCCUCAUUCAUCUUAGCCUCACCCCCGCCUGUUGUCAGGAUCUGGUGGUUUCCAGUUCCUCCUUGAGUCCAAGUGGUCGUUAGGAUCCCUCUCGGGGCUCCCUGGGCACCAGGCCGCCAUGCCUCUGGCCCAUGCGCUGAACCCUGCUCAUCCAGCUCCCCCAUGUAGAAGGAAAGGUACCCUCGCAGUAGCCUCUUCCCAUUCCACCCAAAGUUUAUGCAGGAAGGUGUUUACUCUUACUUCCGGUCACAAGUGUUACUCACAGAUGCCCGUCUGACGUGGGUCCGGCUGGGCUGUGGCAGACGCCCCUCCAUGCAGUGUUACCUUGUUGAGCAUCAGCUCCCCCUCGCCCGCCCCUUCCCGCCACCUCCUCACUCUUCCGGGUUGUGCAAUAACUCUCCCAGCCAGUGGUCUUUCCCACAGGCCGUCUGUCCCCCCCAGUGCCCGGCCACUGGGGCAGGACGGGACCCACGGGAGGGUGGUCGUCAUCCCCAGAGAAGAAACAGCAGCCACGCUCCCUCUGUCGUUCUCGUGACCUUGGUGGCACUCUAGUGGAACAUGAUAGCAUCGUCUUAGAAGUCCCUGUAUUUUUUAAACUGUUUAAAAAGGAAAAAAAAAAACAUCCUCACGAUGGGGCAUUAAUAGGUUAGCAUCUGAGAAUAAGAUCUGUGAGACACCCGAGGCAUCACCAGCACUUCGCUGAAAGCGUUCAAGAGUGUGUGUGGAGAGGAGGGAGGUUUUCUUGGGAAUCAGCCAUGGGUGGACAGCCCUGGUCACCUGAUCGCCUCUGACCGGUGGUAAGUACCACCGUCUCCUUGGGUACAGAGUCAAGUGUUUAUGUGACGAGACUCUACACCUCAUCUUUUUCCGUUUCUCUUGUUUAAUAAACAUCUGAAGGAUGAGCUGAGGCUGUUGGUGCCCUGAGCAACUCAUAAUGCAGAUGUGGACGAAGUAUCUCUUCUCUUUUCUGUUUCAGCCUGUUCAUGUUAUGGACCAAAUUUCCAACAAGGAACUCAAGGAAAAUUUGUACCUGCCGUAUUUAUGCUUUCAUGUAAAAGGGUUUUUUGUUUGUUUGUUUGUUUUUGAGGGGGCUCAUUUUACUUUCAGUGAACUUUUUUCCAAAUCCUUUUCCCACUGUUUCUGUCUGGUUUUAAAACAAAUUACAGUUUUGUAUGAAUUUUUUUAAAUGUACAUUUUGAAACAAAUGAUCAAAUAUUUUUGAAAUAACUGAAUAAAAGGCAUAGAAUUAUUA
Messenger RNA from Cervus elaphus (red deer), 6249 nucleotides. RefSeq names its product translocation associated membrane protein 2 (gene TRAM2). The record is from RefSeq and is a predicted model, not a curated record. NCBI's taxonomy places the organism in Eukaryota, Metazoa, Chordata, Mammalia, Artiodactyla, Cervidae. Gene Ontology annotation, cellular component: endoplasmic reticulum membrane. Bases 146 to 1258 code for a protein of 370 amino acids. The transcript is spliced from 11 exons. Gene Ontology annotation, biological process: SRP-dependent cotranslational protein targeting to membrane, translocation; protein insertion into ER membrane.